AUGUCACAAACUUCAUUCAGAAGAAAGUCACAUACUGGAGACAACCCAUGUCUACAUGCUGCUAUCACCCUACAUCUCCUCGCCAUGGGUGACUCUUACAAGAGUCUGCAAUACUCCAACCAAGUAGCCCAGAACACCAUUAGCUACUUUGUACCAGAGACCUGCAGGGCCAUUGUUUCAUAUGGAGAUGGGGAAUUGAAGGUACCACAAACACUUGAGGCUUGGAAGGAGGGUGCCUGGGGGUUUGAGGAAGGGUGGAACUUCCCCCACGUAUUUAGAGCUGUAGAGGGCAAACACACCAGGCUCCGAAACUCUCCCCUUGGUGGUACGCAAUACUUCAACUACAAGAAGUUCUACUCCAUGGUUUUACUUUCAAUUGCUGAUGUUUUAUACAAGUUCCUGUACAUGGACAUAGGUGCCAUCAGGACAGAGUCGGACGGUGGUGUAUUUACCUAG
Macrobrachium nipponense is the source of this 456-nucleotide messenger RNA. RefSeq lists its product as uncharacterized. The coding region runs from base 1 to 456 and encodes 151 amino acids. NCBI's taxonomy places the organism in Eukaryota, Metazoa, Arthropoda, Malacostraca, Decapoda, Palaemonidae. The record is from RefSeq and is a predicted model, not a curated record. The transcript has a single exon.